UUCACCAGACACCUCCAGUAAUGAUGGCUGUUCUCCGCUCUGGAGGAAGAGUGUUCAUCAUGCUCCUCAUUAGCAGGACGUUAGAGAACUAUCUGCUCAGCGCUGAAGUAAAGGAGGGAGAGAUUCUGCCUCCCACCAUUCAGAAGCUGAUGAAAGGGUACAACAAGUACCUCAGGCCUUUCUUUGACAAUGGGCCAGUGACUGUGGGCAUGAGUUUGGACGUUGCCAGCAUUGACACCAUAUCAGAGAUCAACAUGGACUACACGGCCACCAUCUUCCUGCGUCAGCGCUGGACAGACGAGCGCCUGGUGUUUGAGGGGAACAAAAGCCUGAGUCUGGACGGCAGGCUUGUGGAGCUGCUCUGGGUACCAGACACCUUCAUCGUAGACUCCAAGAAGUCUUUCCUCCAUGACAUCACUGUGGAGAACAGGCUGAUCAGGAUCUUCCCCAAUGGAACAGUGCUCUACGCCCUGAGGAUCACCACCACUGUGGCCUGCAACAUGGAUCUGACCAAAUAUCCCAUGGACAAGCAAACCUGCACUCUGCAACUGGAGAGCUGGGGCUACAACACCAAUGAUGUGAUGUUCUACUGGACCAGAGGGAACGAGUCGGUCAGUGGUUUGGACACGCUGCGUCUGGCCCAGUACACAGUAGAGGACCACUACACCUCUGCGUCUGAGGCCAUCUAUGAAACAGGCCACUACCCCAAGCUGAUCUUCCACUUUGAGCUGAAGAGAAGCAUCCUGUACUUCAUCCUGGAGACGUAUGUUCCCUCUAGCCUGCUAGUGGUCCUGUCCUGGGUGUCCUUCUGGAUCAGCCAGUCUUCCGUCCCCGCAAGGGUCUGCAUCGGAGUGACCACGGUUCUGACCAUGACCACAUUGAUGAUGGGUGCCAGGACGUCCCUGCCCAAUGCCAACUGUUUCAUCAAGGCCAUCGAUGUGUACCUGGGCAUCUGCUUCAGCUUCAUCUUCGGAGCCCUGAUCGAGUACGCCGUGGCCCACUUCUGCACCCUCAACCACCCCGACGCCAACAUUGUCAUGUACGGUCACCAGAUGGGAGGCUUUGACGAGGAGAUGAACGGCAUGGUCACUACCAUCGCCGCUGAAAACAGUAGGGCCAAGAGGCGUAAGGAGAAAGCUGCUGCAGUCUCAGCGCCCAUUGCAGAGCUGGAACUGGGCCCCUCCAGCCCCACUGGCAGCGAGCCCAAGCCCGAGGCUCCUGAGGAGCCUCCCAAUCGCUGCCUCACUGUCCUGGUCCUCCUCCGCAAGUUCCUGCGCAGAGCUGCAAACUGUUUCCAUGUGGAGAAUCCCCACUUAAUAGACAACUACUCCAGGAUGACCUUCCCCCUCUCCUUUGUAUUCAUCAACCUCCUCUACUGGACAUACUACCUGUACUUGUAACACACAGGAGUGUGUGUUUCGGUAUGUGCAUGUGCGUGUGUGUGUGGGUGUCUGAAUCCGUGUGUUUCUGUUUGUAAGUGGGAUUCAUUCAUACUGUAUGUGUUUUUUUUCUCAAACAAUGCACAUGUUUACAUUUACAGUCAUGAGUGAGGCAUAGUGUACAGUAGACCACCAACUACAGUACAACAUCCUGAGGAGAAUUACAUGUCCAUGCCACGUUUAUUAUAUCUGAUUCAGCUCAUUACUGCUCUCAUAACUGAUGAAUUUCCAGUAAGUUCUGUCCAUGAUGGCCUGCUGACAGAUGACCUAUGGCUGGUGUGGAGCAGAGGAGUGAGUGGCUGGAUGCUCUGUAUAAUAUUUAUGAAUGAGCUCCUCACUGCGAAGGGAAGCAUCCAGAGUACCUCUGCGUUAGGCUGGGUCCACACUUAAGCUCCGAAUGGCAAUAUAUUUAUAUAUAUAUAUAUCUCUCUCUCUCUCUCUCUCUCAUUUUAUUUCUAUAAGAAAUCCAGUGGCCUUGGUUCCCUCCACCACAUUAUGGAAAUAGACUCUCAAUGAGCCAUAAACUGUUUUAUAUAAUUUGUCAUCAUAGGGCAACAACUGCCAGCACCUUAACUGGACAGGAACAAUGCAAUAGAAUGGUAGGAAUAUACAGCACCUAGUGGAGUAACAGUGAUAUAUGCAGUAUUUUUUCCAUUGGAGCUGGUAGAUAGUAUUUUGUGAGCUUUGUGAUCCACGCCAUCUUAAUGGUGAAGCUAGUACCUUGUAGUCGAUGUUUUAGGACACUGACAUUUUGAACAGAGGUGAAACCGCUACUGUAACAGGAUGUCAUCAUCAAUCACCUGUUCAUCAUCCAGAUAAGGGUUGAACUAACAUCCCUCCUUGUCCUCUGUUGUGUGAGUGUUGUGUAUGAUGACGAAUGUCAUAUAUUCCCAAUCAUAUUUUCACAUAUCAGUAAUAACAAAGGACCAAAGAUUUCAAUUUACGUUGUAAUCUUUCCAUGGUUCCCUUUAGACUUUGUUCCAUUCCGUAUAACUACUAAUACAGUACAUUUUGAAAUGUUGAAUUAUUAGUUCCCAUUGAGGUGUAAAAAAUCUUUCAAUUAAAGUAAUAGCAUGCUAUAUCAGCAUGCAAAAGGAAAACUGCAACAUUUCAUAGCCCUGUGCAGACAGAAACAGUCUCACACUCAAUGCAUGUUUGUUUAUUACUUCCUUGAAUAUCUUAAAUAUUAAAUUCAUUUUUCUGUUACAGUGCUUUCACCCAUAUCCGUAAAGCCAUUGACAAGCAGGUUGUCCAUAGCACAAAAUAACAUAUGACUUGUUCAUGACUAUGAAAUACUAAUUCAUUCUCUUAAUUAAUGUACAUAAUGGAAGUCUAUAGGUCAUUAUCAAUAAAACGUCACAAUAAGGUGCAGAGCCUUCAAUUUGGCUGCUGGGGGGGCAAGGAGACCCCCAGCUCCGCUAAACCAUUGACAUCUACGUGCCAUUUUCAAGAUAUUAUUAAAUCAAUGUUAUAACUAUUUGGUUUUAAUAGCAUCUCUUCAAAUAAAAUAAAAUCACAUUUUAUUGGUCACAUACACAUAUUUAGC
Salvelinus sp. IW2-2015 is the source of this 2985-nucleotide messenger RNA. Its product is annotated as gamma-aminobutyric acid receptor subunit pi-like. Gene Ontology annotation, molecular function: extracellular ligand-gated monoatomic ion channel activity; neurotransmitter receptor activity; GABA-A receptor activity. Lineage: Eukaryota; Metazoa; Chordata; Actinopteri; Salmoniformes; Salmonidae. The record is from RefSeq and is a predicted model, not a curated record. Gene Ontology annotation, biological process: chemical synaptic transmission; chloride transmembrane transport; nervous system process. Gene Ontology annotation, cellular component: plasma membrane; GABA-A receptor complex; synapse.